AUUUAAUUCAGUGCAAUGAAAAUUGCCCGGUUGCUGUAUGUGAGUGAAUGCAGUGCAGGGAAGAGUUAACAGACUGGAGUCUCGCGCAGCCGCUAGAUUGAACAGCUCUUUCGGUGAUUAAUCGAAAGCGUGUGUUUUGCAUUUAAUAAUUAUUGUGAAUAAUUCGAGCAUGCUGAGGUUGUUUUGACCGGAUGGAGAUGUUGGUGGUUCUGGGCUGCUGAUGCGGCCUGAGAGGACACGCUGCUGCUUCUGCUGCUGCGAUGGCGAUGGGUAAAUGGCUGCUGUACGCCGGUCUCGCGCUUUCCAUGCUCGCGUUGUGCUUCCUUACGGUCGCGAUAUCCUCCGAUCACUGGUACGAAACGGACGCCCGGAGGUACAAGGAGCGCUGCCGCACGUUCUCGAGCCGUCGCACCGACCCGGGAUUCAUCUACAUCCCGAGCCACAGCCUCCCGCUGCGCGAGCCGCGGCCGCUCAUGCCCCGCGAGCGGAGGGAGCUGUUCGGCGCGAGCGCGGCGGACGAGUGCAAGCGCCGCUACAACUCCACCACCGUGGGGCUGUGGAGCAUCUGCUACCGUCUCGGCUUCGACCGGAACAUCGAGGAGCUCAUUAAGAAAGGGACUAUUGAGAGGUGCUCCUACAUCAAGUACUACUACGCUUCCUCGACUCUGGUGCGAAAGGAUAUCUCCUUCAAUAUCACCAAGACCAUUCAGCAGGACGACUGGCAUGCCUUGCAUCUGCGUCGGAUGACAGCAGCCUUCAUGGGCAUGGCUCUGUCCAUCAUCCUGUUUGGCUGGACAAUAGGACUACUGGGCUGCUGCUGGGAUCAGGGCCUCAUGCACUACGUGGCUGGUCUGCUUUUCCUUAUGGGAGGUACGUUUUGCAUCAUCGCCCUAUGUACUUGUGUGGCUGGCAUUAAUUUUGAACUUUCCCGCUACCCACGCUACAUAUUCAGCCUCCCAGACGACAUCAGCCACGGUUACGGCUGGUCCAUGUUCAGUGCCUGGUGUGGUUUGGGUCUCACCCUUAUUGCUGGUUUCUUCUGUACUCUGGCACCUUCUAUUCAACCUCCACCACCACCCAGCCGUACUCCCUACCCCAAAUCCCGCAUGGAGAACGGCACAGUGUGCUAAACUAACAUUGAAAGGGCAGGAGGUGUAAAAGAAUACACGCCUCAACUACGAGUGACACUGUCAACUUUUUGAAGAAAGUGAACAUUCGUCACGUAAGCGUGGACAGCCUGUGUGUUGACCUCUGCUGUAAACGCAGCUGUACAGAUGUAUAAAAGCGCUCGUCUUGACGUGAUCUGAUUAUCUUUGAUGGGGCAGUUCUUGUUCUGUUUGUGUGCAGUGAUUUCUUGAUUUGACAAGACUUAACACUUCACAAAGACACAUUCACAAAGAAGUCAAAAGUUCAGUAUAUAAAAAUACGAGAUGAAAUUUCCGUGUCAGUAGGGUUAUGCGCUGUUGUGAUGUGCACAUAAUAAAAACUCUUGUUUUAAAAA
Silurus meridionalis is the source of this 1501-nucleotide messenger RNA. RefSeq names its product transmembrane protein 178Ba (gene tmem178ba). The record is from RefSeq and is a predicted model, not a curated record. Gene Ontology annotation, cellular component: membrane. Bases 261 to 1130 code for a protein of 289 amino acids. NCBI's taxonomy places the organism in Eukaryota, Metazoa, Chordata, Actinopteri, Siluriformes, Siluridae. The transcript has 4 exons.